Colletotrichum costaricense is the source of this 369-nucleotide messenger RNA. RefSeq lists its product as uncharacterized. NCBI's taxonomy places the organism in Eukaryota, Fungi, Ascomycota, Sordariomycetes, Glomerellales, Glomerellaceae. The transcript has 4 exons. The record is from RefSeq and is a predicted model, not a curated record. The coding region runs from base 1 to 369 and encodes 122 amino acids.
AUGCGUAUAGAGAGCGUCGCACAGCAUCGUGACUGUACAUACAUACGGGAACAACUGGAACUCGGCACCCACCUCAGCUCCGUCUGGUUCGGAACCACCUCUGCUCCCACCCCUAUCCAGGGCACAACUUGUCACCGCAAGCGUGUGAAAGAUAUUGCAAACAAAGUCCCCACCAUGGUGCGUGGUAUCGCAACAUUGACCCAUCGUCGCACGCAAUGCAGGAACUUUGCUGGCGUGCCCGCUGAGAGCCGACUCGAUAGUAUCAACGGUGAGGGCCGGGUCGGUGAAACAUCUGGGUCUCGGCGAUGGAGACUCUACAACGACAUGCGCUGCACAAGAAAAAACAAAAACAAAACUUUGGUGACUUGA